CGCCAGUGUGAAGCGGCAAGCGGAUAAGAACCGAACAUGGCAUUAAAAAGAAUUAACAAGGAAUUACAAGACUUGGGGAGGGACCCACCUGCACAAUGUUCAGCCGGUCCAGUCGGUGAUGACCUGUUUCACUGGCAGGCAACCAUCAUGGGCCCGCCAGACAGUCCGUACCAGGGAGGCGUAUUUUUCUUGACAAUACAUUUCCCGACAGAUUACCCAUUCAAACCACCGAAAGUGGCUUUUACGACACGCAUAUAUCAUCCAAACAUUAACAGCAACGGGUCGAUCUGCCUGGACAUAUUAAGAUCUCAAUGGUCUCCCGCCCUGACAAUUUCCAAGGUGUUGUUGUCAAUCUGCUCUCUGUUGUGUGAUCCCAACCCCGACGAUCCAUUGGUGCCGGAGAUCGCCAGAAUAUAUAAAACGGAUCGGGAAAAAUAUAAUGAACUUGCCCGGGAAUGGACAAGGAAGUAUGCUAUGUGAUGCGUUCCAGACGAAACAUUGCUACGUAAAACCUACACCUACACGAACGACAAAUACAAGAGCAGC
This is a messenger RNA of Anopheles maculipalpis, 546 nucleotides long. RefSeq names its product ubiquitin-conjugating enzyme E2-17 kDa (gene eff). Gene Ontology annotation, biological process: ubiquitin-dependent protein catabolic process; protein polyubiquitination. Lineage: Eukaryota; Metazoa; Arthropoda; Insecta; Diptera; Culicidae. The record is from RefSeq and is a predicted model, not a curated record. The coding region runs from base 37 to 480 and encodes 147 amino acids. The transcript is spliced from 5 exons. Gene Ontology annotation, cellular component: nucleus. Gene Ontology annotation, molecular function: ubiquitin conjugating enzyme activity.